Molecule: messenger RNA, 9055 nt
Organism: Podarcis lilfordi (Lilford's wall lizard)
Lineage: Eukaryota; Metazoa; Chordata; Lepidosauria; Squamata; Lacertidae
Source: the annotation of a GenBank genome assembly
UGAAAACAGAGAGGAAAACAUCCCAAGCCUGUCUUUUCUUCCUCUUCCUACAGACACCAUAUUGACAACACCUGAGAGCUCUUGGUAAGGCCACCAUCAUCCUCUGAUAUGUUCCUACUCCAAUCCUUGAACUUAAGCUUAUGAAAAUUGUAUUUAAGCUAGCAUCCAAGUAGAAUGGAACCUUGGAGUCUGGAGGCCGUAUUCAAUGUUGGUCCUACUCUGAGUAGACCCAUUGAGGUUAAUGGGCAUGGCAAAUGUAGGUUCAUUGAUUUCAAUGUGUCUAUGCUUAGUUGAACACAGCCCUAGGUCACCUGCCCAGUUUGAUCUAAUUUAGCCAUGUUCAGGCAUUGUAAAUAUCUAACAGCGAGAUCAGGAUGCUGGACUAGCUGUGCCUUUGAAACCUGAUGUUCUUCUUAUGCUUUUAUGUUACUUCUGUUUAUGGGCUAAUAGCCGUAAAUAAAUAAAUAAAUAAAUAAAUGUUACUUCUGUAUCUGGUGGAAUUUGGAUAAGUCAUGCAGCCUUCUGUGGAUAAAAAAACCCCCUCUGUUUUUCCCCUCUGUAAUGAAAGGGACAUGCUUUGAUAUUAUUGUUUCUGAAUCACAUGUGUACCAUGACAUUCACCAGAGGAGCACAAGGAGGUGCACAAUCUCUCCCCACCCCAAUUUUCCCCAUUCAUCAAUGCUGUGAGGUAGGUUAGGCUGAGAGAAGGUGACUGUCCCUAGGUCACCUAGCACAUUUCAUGACAGAGAGCAGAUAUCAUUUUUGAGAUUCAGAGAUAUGUAACUUGAGAAUGUGCUCCCCAGCCUGCCCCCACCCCAAGCUUGUUAAAUUUGGAACACUUCACCACCUAACAAAUUACAUUACAGGGGCAGUUUCUGUCUGAAGCUACUUAGCAGCAUUUGGCAUCACCAUGAAGUUCCUGCUGGGACUCGCCAUUGGCUUUCUGCUUGUGACUAUAGGUAAGUAGGGAUGGGAGAAUCUGUCGAUUUCAGUUUUUCCCAAGUUCUGAAUGUGUCCAUUUCAGUUUCUUCCAUAUUUAUGCUUGCAUUUUUGCAUGCACUCUUUGGAAACUGCAUCGCAACCUUUGGAGAUGUGCAAAUGUUGAAGGAUAUCUGUUUCAGUUUGUGUAUUGUGAUGAAUGAAGAAGGCUUGCAUUUUAUUUUAUUUUUAUUUAAAGUGAGCUGAAGCAAAUUUCUUUCCCAUCCCUGAAGGUCAGGAACGUUCCCGUUGUCAUGCCAUCUGUGUAACACUGUUAUGGGAACCAGUAUAGCUCCUGUGUGAUGGGGAAGGGAGAAUUUUACAUAAUGCAGGGGUAGAAACCUGAGGUUCUUCAGCCAUGCUGGCUCAGGCUGAUAAGAGGCUGAAGGACCACACACUCCAUCCUAGUGCUAGACCCUUUCCCACCAGCUUCCAACCAAGAGGGAGGUCACUGUAGUAUUGGAGAUGUUGAUGCAAGCCCCACAAUUGAGUCUGGUCCCCUUCAAAGAGGGGGUAGGACCAGUUCAAACAGGAGAUGUUUUAUGCAAGUGGAAGGUCAUGCUUGGUAGGAACUCAGGAGAGGGCCUUCUCGGUGGCUGUUCCUCCUUGUUGCCCUUCCACUGGCAGGUAGCUGGUGAAAUGUGGACUGGAUGAAGAAACUGUUAGGUGGAUUUGUAGCUGGUUGACUGACUGAACCCAAAGAGUGCUCAUUAAAUGGUUCCUCAUCAUCCUGGGGAAAAGUGACAGGUGAGGUGCCACAGGGGUCUGUCUUCAGCCCAUUGUUGUUUAACAUCCUUAUAAACAACUUGGAUGAAGGAAUUGAGGGGAUGCUCAUCAAAUUUGCAGAUGACACCAAACUGGUAGCUAAUGACGCAGAAGAUAGAAUCAGGAUUCAAAAUUUCCUUAGGAGAUUGGAGAACUGGGUCCAAACUAGCAAAAUGAAUUGCAAUAGGGACAAAUGUAAGGUUCUGUAUAUAGACAGGAAGAACUUGCUGCAUAGGUAUAAGAUGGGGGACACCUGGCUUACUUGUACACGUGAAAAGGGUCUAGGAGUCUUGGUGGACCACAAGCUUAACACAAAUCAGCCGUGUGAUACAGCAGCAAAAAAACUAAUGUUAUUCUAGGCUGCAUCAAGUAUAGUAUCCUGAUCAAGGAAAGCAAUAGUCCUGCUCUAUUCUGUCUCUAUUCUGUCAGUCACUGAGGACAGGCUCCUAUGGUCACUCUGGAGAAGGCACAUGGGAAGAAAACUGAAGAGGAGUUGUUCUGUCCACUCCAAAGCUAAGCAUUGGUGCUUCAAUUUCAAGAGAAUGGUGUGCAAGUUCUGUUACAUACAGUGCAACUUCAAUACCACUUAAGUCACUAUUAAAAAAAAGAUACAGGAUCACUCCAAAUCAUCUGUCCAUGGAUGUCAGAGAAAACAGUACACACAGCUGAAAGGGAACACCUGGAGAUCUGCAUUGAUCCUUGUAAUGGGUCCCUAAAAUAAAAAUUGUUGCAUUGUUAUAAGAUUAUUGUAUAAACAUAGAAGGUUGCACAUUCUUAGAAUGGCGUAAAUGUGAGGUUGCACUUCUGAAUUUGCUUCUACCCUCCUGAAUGGUGUGAACUGUUGGCCCUUUUCCAGGUGCUUCUUUGAAGUGUGAAGUUUGUACGGGCAGUGGCAACAGCUGUUCUGGCCCCAUGGAGACCUGUGACAAUGACACCUGCGCCAUCUCUGUAUCUGAAACCACUGUAGGUGAGUGAAACGGACGGCAAAUCUGAGCCUGUGAAUAGCUUAAGCAACACUAUAUUUACUCAGCAGCAGCAGUACCAAAGGUGGCAAGUCAUACGGUUCAAUUCCAAAAGCAAAUAAUCUUUCAUGUGGCAGCUUUUUUUUUUAAUUGUGUGAAGCUUUUAUCCCCCUGGCAAGCAUUAAGAAAGUAGAACAGAUGAAUGUCAGGCUAGAGUGAAUAAUUUCUUUUAUGCAAGUGAAAGAUGGAAAAUAGGAAGUCCUUUUAUUUUUCUCUGUUUUUCCUUUCUCCUUUCCCCUUUCUAUUCUUUUCUUCUUCUUUCCCCCCUUCUUUUUAUCUUAUUUCUUCUGUCUCUCCUUUUGUUUUGCUUUCUGUUGGUAUCCUGUGCUCUGGGCCAUUAUUGGGGUCCAAGGAUUACCGUAUUUUUCGCCCCAUAGGGUGCACCGCCCCAUAGGACACACCUAGUUUUUUGGGGGGGGAAUAAAGAAAAAAAAUUAUUUCCCCCCCAGGCGCGGGGCUGGCGCGGGGGAAGCCCGAGCUUCCCCCGACCCCAGCCCCGAGAACAGCCUGCUAUCCGCAAGCCUAGGGAGCCCGGCGGGAAGUCGUGUUGGUCUCCCCAAGCUUGUGGAGAGCUGUGCAAAGCCCGGAUGCGCUCUUCAGCAAGCCCCAGGCUUAGGAAUGCAGGCAGCUCUGUGCAACCCUUGGGAGACCGGCGCAACUUCGCGCCGGGCUCCCUAGGGUUGUGCAGAGUUGCGCGAAGCCCAGGACUGCAGGCAGCUCUGCGCAGCACUCGGGAGCCCGGCGCGACUUCGCGCUGGUCUCCCGAGGGUUGCGCAGAGCUUCCUGAAGCCUGGAGAGCGAGAGGGGUCGGUGCGCACCAACACAUCUCGCUCUCCAGGCUUCAGCGAAAGCCUGCAUUCGCCCCAUUGGAUGCACACACAUUUCCCCUUCAUUUUUGGAGGGGGAAAAGUGCGUCCUAUAGGGCGAAAAAUACGGUACUCACACAUGAAGGUGGCAGAUGGCUGGAUGGAAGGACCUUGAGUAAGAGGCAAAGAAGGAAGGACUUCCUCACGUGAGAGACUGGGAGAAGAAAGGAAAGCUCCCCAGUUAGAGCUGGAAGGGUCCACCAUUUUCAGUGUGAGAAAAGUACUACCUUUGAGAGAGGACUCUGCAUUUUCUUAUCUCUUUCUUUCUCUGAUGUUGUUUUUUCUUUAGAUUAGUUUCUUUAAUUGCAUUGUAUUAUGAAAAAGCUUUAAUAAAAAUAUUAUAGGGAGAAAAAAGAACAUAAGUAGAGCACUAUCAGAUCAGGCCAAAAGACCAUCUUAUCUAGCACUCUGUUCUCACCAUUGCCAACCAAAUGCCCAUAGAAAGUUUGCAAUCAGAACCUCAAUGCAGUAACACAUUUCUCAUUUCUGAUUCCUGGCAUCUGGCAGCUGGCUCUCAGAGGCAUAGCCACUAUGGCUAGCAGUGAAUGAUAGCCUUAUCCUCAUCUAACAAUGGUUCCUAAUCACGAUAGCUAUAUCCCCUAUUUUUUGGUUCUUAAAUUGUUUUAGCUGUGGUUUUAAGCCCUCUUGAGCUUGGAAAUGAGCCUUGUAAAUGGUUGUAGUGAAUGCAUUAAAUAUAGGAGAAUUUUAUAUCUUCUCUUAAAAUUAGAACUGGAUUUGGGAUUUUCUGGCUAAGGAAACUAGCAGAGGCAAAACCUAACCCUUCAUCCUUCAUUCCACCCCUGCAGGUGGAAUGCAAGCUCAGAUAAUAGCUAAAAGCUGUGAAUCCUCCAACAUCUGCAAAGACAGAACACAACUCCUCAACUUUGGGCAAGGGCAAGAACUAAGGACAGGAAUCACUUGCUGUGUAGGGGAGGCCUGCAAAACUGCAACUCCUCAAGGUAAGGCAUACUUCACCAGGGCUAGCCCAAGAAAUUGUACUUCCUGAGGUGAAGGGUGAGGUGGCCUGGUGAAUAUGCACAAUGUCUGGUCGUUGUACACAUUAAGCACUCAACUUGUGCUACUCUUAACAUAUGAUGGGGAUAAUAAACAGGGAGGUCAGAGGGAAAUGAAUGCAUGAAGUAUAGGUAAAGGUGUUGGCAAUUCAGUUAGAGCUGGAACAUAUACAAAACAAGCAUAAUAAUCCUUCACAAAGGUGAUAAAACUAUCAACUUGGUAGUUUGGGGUUAAUUAACACCAGUACAGGAUAGGAAACAAUUGUCUCCAUUCAGAAUGACGUGAAAUGAAUUGUGCCUCUUGAUGAAGAAGUUUCACAGUGGAGCCUCCCUUUGAAAUUGUUCUACACACACGCCUGUUUCUAACAUUUAGGGGCAUGAAUUCAGGCUCAUGGUAGUGGUCAGCACUUCAGAGACAGAAGGUAAGAGAACAAACCAAGCCAUAUAUAAGACAAUGUGACAGAACAAUAACAAUGUCACUUUAUUUGUACCCUGCCCAUCAGACCGGGUUGCCCCAGCCUCUCUGGGUAGCUUCCAACAUAUAUAAAAACAUAAUAAAACAUUAAUUUUUUUAAAACUUCCCUAUACGGGGCUGCCUUCAGGUGUCUUCUAAAGGUUAUUUAGUUCCUCAUCUCCUUUACAUUUACUGGGAAAGCCCUCUGUCUGGUUCCCUGUAGCUUCCUUUCUUGCCGUAAAGGAUCCGCCAGGAGGUCCUCAGUGUCUGGGCUGAAUGAUGGGGCUGGAGAUGCUCCUUCAGGUAUACAGGGCCAAGGCCAUUUAGGGCUUUAAAGGUCAUCACCAACACUUUGAACUGUGCUCAGAAUCAGAAGGAGAAGAUGUAGAAAUUUCCCCCUUGCACUUGUGAAUAAGGGAGGAAUAGGGAUUUGCAUACUCUCCAGAAAUUGUGUCUUCGCUUUCAAAAUGUGAGGUUUGCUUGUGCUCUGCUCUUGCCCCACACUUUCUUGACGCAGGUCCACACUUUCCUAGUCCAUGUUUGAGCACUUUCUUUCCCCCACCUCUUUCCCCAGGAAAACACAAUCUUUACUGCUGAAUCGGAGCAAACAGCAGUUCAGGUUUUCCACUGACUGUCAUUUGCUCCAGUUCAGUGGUAAGUAUUGUGAUUUCCUGGGGAAAGAGGCAGGGGAAAGAAAAGUCUGGAAAUCUCAGCCCAGAUGCUAUGACAGUGAUGUAGCUCAGCCUGGUGGCUACCUGUGUCUGUUUCCAGAAGUUGUUGAAAGGACCUUACCUGCAAUAGACCUGUAGACUCUAAAUGGGAGGUCUGAGGGUUCUCUGUGGUUUUUUGCCUGGAACCCUCCGGCUCUGAGGAACGGGCAGCUCAAAUGCCUCUGGGCUGGGGAGAUGCUGACAAUAUGGAUUCCUCAUGCACCGGGGCUUCUGGGAAAGUGGUACCAUCAGCAGUUGAUGAGGAUAUUAAUUCCUUCGCCUGUUCUGCCACCUUCUCAGAAUCCAUCAUGCCAUGCCCUUGACAUUUGUGGUGUGGGUGUGUGACCCAGGACUAUUACAACUUCCUAGUAAAAUAGAGGACUGCUAGUUCAAAACUAUGUUCUCCUCUGCAUCAAUGUCCUUGCUUUCUUUGCUCUCCCAACCAACGGGCUUUCACUAAUUGGUUUCAGUGCCUCCACGCAUCAACCAACCCAAUGGGAAGCAGUGCCCAGCCUGCUUUUCUUUGCUUUCCGGGGUUUGCGAUCCCAAUGAGACGGUGGACUGCGUUGGACCACAGAACGACUGUCUUGAAAUGGCUGUGAUGGUUUCUUAUGGUAAUUCCAAUUUCACAUACACAAUGUACCAUUGAAGGAGAGUCAAUGUCCUAUAUCUAUUCUCUUCAGGCAAACUAAAAUGCAGGUUGAAAAGCAACUGACAGAAUCAGUUGCAUGUACAUAAAAAUAUGCAUAAAAUACAUUGGUGGAGUCCACACUACAUGGUGCUACAUAGCCCUCUGAACAGUUUGCCACUGAUUUCUGCCCCUCCAAAACAUUUAUCUGUCCUAUUCAGUGAGCUCAUGCCACAUACACUCUCUGAGACUAAAGAAGCCAUAGAAUCAUAGAACUGUAGAGUUGGAAGGGACCAUGAGGGUCAUCUAGUCCAACCCCACUGGAAUGCAGGAAUCUUUUACCCAACGUGGGGCUCAAACCCACAACCCUGAGGUCAAGAGUCUCAUUCUCUACCCACUGAGAUAUCCUUCCUUACUUAUUAGGUUACUGGACUGCAUUACUCAUUAGGUUAAGUAAAUUACAGAGCAAAGACUCAGUGGAUAUGGACAUCUCUUCUUGUAAUAUAUGUAAAAUACAUGAGAAUUGGAAGGGGGUGUCAGGGGUCCUUCAGCAACUGACUUGGCAUGUUGCUGUUGUUGUUAGAAUUUAUAUACCGCCCUAUACCCGGAGGUCUCAGGACAGUUCACAGAAUACAUUUUUAUAUAGAAUACACUUUGUAAAGAUGUAUUUUCACCAUAAAGAUGCAGAAGACCCACUUGGUUUCAGAAAACGGCUAGAUGGGGAUCACAUAGUCUAAAGCCAGCUACAUUGCUAAGUUUAUAUAGACUUACUUUGGUCUGUUUUUGUUUUUGUUUUUGCACUGUUAUGCUGCAAUGCUGUAAAUACAUCUGGGAAUAAUCCCCACUGAACUCAAUAAGGCUUUCUUCUGAGCAGACAUGUAUAGGAUUGCUGUUAAUAGACUCAUUAAUUAGCCUUUGCUACGCAUCAAUAAGGUAACAGAUUCCAGAGGUGUGGUUGUGCUAGUCUGUUGCAACUGAGGUCAAGUGGCCGUGAAACGUAAGAGAUAGAAAGAGAGCCUGUGAUAAUUAUAUAGGCCAAACCACACCUGCAAAUUCUUAUAGCACAAGGGAUGGAAAAUGUCUUGGGACUUGGGCAGAGAGGGCAGUUGUUCGUGGAACCCAGGACUCAUUGAAUACAUCUUGUCUCCCAUAUCCAGGAACUGUCAUCAUCAAAGUUGUUCAGAAGGGCUGUGCCACUAAGGGGUUUUGUGAUGGCUUAAAACUAGGCGAAACCACCGUAUCUGGCUUUUACUCUCACGUCACAAAAGCUGAAUGCGUGCCAGCCUCACGGCCAGCAUGAUGACUUCAUCAGCUGCCUUCUCAGGAUUUGGGGGCUUCUGCCGCUGAAGAACCUAUUCUGAUCCACCUGUGUGCUGCUGCGUGAGGGGGGACUCUGCUUAAACACCUCUGUAUCACUUACCUGCAACUUCAUCCAAAAAUGAUUUCUACCUCCCAGGGGUAGAAUGAUACCCUCUUUGAGUGAAACAAAUAAAUCAUAACUUGCAUGAAAAAUGUCCCCUUGUUCUGCUAGAGCAGAGAUGGGGAAUCCUGUGGCCCUCCAGGUGUCAAGUGACAAUUGGGCAGGGCCACCCAUCUGUCAAUCACUUGACAACAUUAUGCUUCUUUAUAUAGAGAGAUUUUUUCAAAGGAAAAUAAAAAAAAAUUAUACAACUUUUUCCAUUUAACAUUCAGUUCGUAUUCGACUUCCCCUCUCUCCAUCCAUGGUUUCCCCACAUUUUCUAAUAUCGUGGCAUAUUAUAGUUCUUCUAUACAUUAUGUCCUCCAAAGCAUUCUCAGACAUGUAUUUUACUGCUGUUCUUACACCAAACCUACUUGCGUUUUAGCUUGUUUACAUUUAAGUAAUAAUAAUCUGCAAACAUUUUCCAAUCUUCCUUGAACACAGUAUCAUCUUGAUCUCUAAUUUUACUACUUAGACUUACUAAUUCAGCAUAUUCCACGAGUUUCGACUGUAUUCAGUGGGCACUGCCUCAUCUUGCCAUUUUUGCUCAUAUAUCCUUGUUGCAGGUGUGGCAUAUAAAAAUAAGUUCAUAUGGGGUUUUUUUGUGCAUCUGUCCCAGUUAUCCCUAAAAGAAAAGCCUCUGGGUUUUUCUGGGGUGGUGUCUCGUUGAAUUUUUUUAUUAUUUUUUUAGCUCAUUAUAAAUCAUUCCCCAGAAACCCUUGGCUACUCUACACCUCCCCCACAUAUGGUAAAAUGUGCCUUCUGUUUCUUUACAUUUCCAGCAAAUUUUGAUUUUGAUUUAUACAUCUUUGCCAAUUUGUUUGGUGUUAGGUACCACCUAAAAAUCAUUUUCAUGUAGUUUUCCUUCGAAGCAUAACUCACUGGGAAUUCCAAAUCUGAUUUCCACAGCGUGGGAGCCAGGAAGUCAUGGAAAAGGCUUGUAGCGCCACCUGGUGCCUCGCUGACCUCGGUGACCUGCAUGUCUGUGCCUUGCAGUGUAUUAAGUGCAUAGCCUUAUAUGGUUAUGGGUGGGUUAAAGCUAUGACCGGAUGUAGGUAAUGUGAGACAUUGGCAAACGGCCAUGCGAGAGGAGAGAACAAAGGAUAAUAAAAGUUACGGGAGAGAAGAGAAGUUCGAAAGGAGCUGCUCAUACCAUCCUG